AUGGGAUUUGAUAUGGACACCUUCGCUGCUCGCUUGGCCAGUUUCGACACUGUGCUCAAACCUGAACGAAGAUCCUCGACCACGAAAGGCUCUAAAACGAUCGCAUGGCCUCACAAGAAACCUUCACCGGCUGAAUUGGCGCAUGCCGGUUUCUACUACAAGCCAUAUGAGACUAACCCGGAUAACACAACAUGUUUCGAAUGCAACAGAGCACUGGAUGGAUGGGAAGAGGAAGACAACCCAAUUACUGAGCACCUAAAGCACUCACCAGACUGCGGCUGGGCGAUCACAGUCGAUAUUGGGCAACGUAGCUCCAACCCCGCUACCAUCGAAGACCCGACCAGCGAGCGAAUCACCCAGGCACGACAGGCAACCUUUGGGUCUGCUUGGCCCCAUGAUGGAAAAAGGGGAUGGGUUUGCCAGUCGGAAAAGAUGGUCGAGGGCGGAUGGUAUUUUUGUCCGACAGAUGAGAGCAAGGAUUUGGCCAGUUGUGCGUACUGUAAGCUGUCAUUGGAUGGUUGGGAGCCCAAGGAUAACCCAUUUGAUGAACACUUCCGCCGUUCCUCGGACUGCUCCUUCUUUGUAUUUGCUCAACCCCCAGCGAAAAAAGGCAAAGGAAAAAAGCCCCGCACUUCGAAGGCAUCUUCUCGCCUUUCCACCCAAUCUGUUAAUUCUGUCACAUCCGAAGCUCUGGAUGUAGAGAUAGACGAGUCAAUGGACGAGAGCAUCAUGUCUCAGGCCUCUACCAAGCCAAAGGCUACCAAGGCCAAGAAGGGAACCAAGAGCAAGAGAGGGGCCAAGAACAAAAAGGAGAAUAUUGAGUUGGAAGAUCAGAUGGAUGUUGACAGCAUUGAUCUCGAGCAGCCAGAACCCCCGAUGCUCAUAAAUGAAAGUCGGGGUAAAAAAAGGGCUAGUGAAGAAAUGAGCAACUAUGAGAUCGAGCUGGCCUCGGAAGAAGCAGAACCUCCAAAGAAGCGCCGAGGACGAGCCGCAAGCACUCAAAGCAAUCGUAUUUCCCAUGCAUACGAGCAAUCCCAAGAUUAUGAUAUGUCAGAAGUCGUGGAAGAAGAACCCCGGGAAGAACAACCCAAGGAAGAACGACCCAAGAAGAGUCGCAAGGAAUCAAAGAAGCGUUCUGCUUCCAAGGACCGAAAGGCUUCUGAUGUAUCUAUCGCAGCAAAGGCCUCAUCAAAGGCUCAUAUGCCACGCGACUCGGAAAUAGAUGCAGCUAUUGCGGCUGGUCUUGAAGAAGGUGUUCCCGAGGCAGUCGAGCAAGAAGCCGAGCCAACCCCACCACGGGCUUCAAAGAAAAUGAAGACUAGCAAAAAGUCCAAGUCUAUCGCCAAGUCUCCCGAGCCGAAGCUUGAACUGGAGCCGCAAAUAGAGACGAUUGCUGAGCCUGAACAGAAUGAAGAACAGCAAAUAGACACCCCCGCCGAGUCACCUGCUGGCGUGGAAGAAAUCGACGAGCCAGUUCCAAAAACAAAGAAGUCUUCCAAGAAGAAGGACUCCAAAAAGAGCAAGAGGGAAGAGCCGAAGUCGAAGAAGUCGAAGAAAUCAAAACAAGCGUCACUAGAGAUUGAACCCGACAGAGCUGAUGAGAUUCAUGAAUCCUUAGUGGCUGUUGAAAUUUUCAAUCAGCCAUCUGGACCUCAUGAGGAAUCGAUGAUGGAACCUGAAGAGCGACCUGUGACGAAGAAACCCAAGAAAGAGGAUAAGCCAAAGAAGUCCAAGAAAUCCAAGAAGGUGGAGCCUUCGCUUUCACCAGUACCAGUCCAGAAAUCAGAUCCAAUCGAAGAACCAAUGGAAGAGCCGGUUGAAGAGUUGAUGUUGAUUGAAGAGCCUGAGCCGACUGAAGAGCCUAAGAUAUUUGAGGAUGACUACAGAUCUCCAUCUGAAGAGGAUGACGAGUUUGACACUGCGAAUGAUAUUCCCGAGCAGGUCGAGGUUUUGGCACAGUCCCCAGAUCCAGAACCACAACUUAAACAGAACACUUCUGUGCCACCCAAAACAUCGAAGCGAUAUAGUGAUAUUCCCCAAGAGGAGCACUUCGCCGAUUCGUUUGUGGCCCCUCAAAGAACUUCCUGGUCGCCCAACAGAGCUGUGUCGCCAUUGCCAGCGAGCAAGGGCACACCCUCGCUGUCGCCACAGUCGUCUGAUGCAGAGAACAAGCCUCCCUCCAAUCACACAUCGGCAUCCCGACCACCCGCGGUAUUUACGCCCAAGCAGCCCAAGAAUUAUGCUUCAUUGACAGUUAGCACCCCUUCACCAUCGAAGCGAAGCUUCAAUGAGGGAUUCUCAGCAGCAAGUCAUGCCUGGACACCUGUGGAUAUUGAUGAAGUCCUGUUUGGGGAAGCUAGUGAUAAAGAGAACGGCGACCUGAGCGGCCUUUUCAAAGGCGCCAAGGGCGGUCUGUCCAGCCCGGAGAAGAAGAUGUCAAUUGAGGAGUGGAUUAAGUGGAAUGCAAAGAAUGGUGAGGAGCGACUGAAGCGAGAAUGCGAGCGGCUCGUCAACCAAUUCGAGAGGGAGGGCGGGCGGGCCAUGCAACGGCUCGAGGCGAUCGAGUGCGUUGAGUGA
Penicillium taxi is the source of this 2577-nucleotide messenger RNA. RefSeq names its product baculoviral IAP repeat-containing protein. Bases 1 to 2577 code for a protein of 858 amino acids. The transcript is spliced from 4 exons. Lineage: Eukaryota; Fungi; Ascomycota; Eurotiomycetes; Eurotiales; Aspergillaceae. The record is from RefSeq and is a predicted model, not a curated record.